UAAUUAAGAACAAAAAGAAAGAAAGAGUGAAGAGACAUGGAAGAAGAGUAGCUCUUGCAAACAAGAAUUGGAAAAAGAUUACCAACCAAACCAUUGACUAGCCCAUUUUCUCUUCUGCCUUGCUCGCUUUCUCUUUGGAUCUGAGUCUCUCUUUCAAAUGGGAAACAAUCCAUUCUUAUUUGCCCCUACAGAUUCCUAUUCUCAACCAUCAUUACCGUCAUCGUCGUCAUCACAGUCGCCGUUGCAAUCACCAUCGCCGUCAUCUAAUUCAUGUUCUUCACGUCCAUCUUCCGAUUCUUCUCCAAGUCUUAAUUCUCCUUUGCAGCCUUCUCAACAAAGUCUUCCUCAACUGCCUUCCCAUACUUCUUCAAGUCAUUUUGAUCCGCCUUCUGCGGCUGUUGUCGGACCCUGUGCCGCAUGCGAAAUCCUUCGCCGGCGAUGUACUGAUAAGUGUUAUUUAGCUUCUUAUUUUCCUCCAACUACUGAACCAGAUAAAUUGAACAUCAUUGAUAGUGUUUUCGGUGUUAGCAAUACGGUCAAGAUCUUGCAGAAUCUCCCUAAGUGUCAAAGAGUAGAUGCUGUAAGUAGUAUGAUUUAUGAAGCAAAUGCAAGAAUUAGAGACCCGGUUUAUGGGUGUGUAGGUCAUAUUUCCCUCCUUCAAAAACAAGUCAGUGAACUUCAAGCUCAAUUGGCCAAAGCACAGGUAGAGGUGGUGAACGUGCAAUGCCAACAAGCUAAUUUUGAUAGGUCUUAUUUUUAUAGUAUUUUUAAUAUAGUUUUUAAUAAGAUUUUAAGUUUUUUUAAUUAUUUUAAUUAAUUUUUAUUUAUUUAUGUUUUUCAAUAAAGCUUCCUUGAAUUAUAUUUCACUUGAUCUUGAGGAAUUUUGCAAGAUUUUUAUAGGAAACCAGCCAAAAAUGCAACAUAAUAUCAAUUGUCAAAGACUUCCAGCAAGUAGCACCCCAGGGCGUGUUACCUAGCACCCCCGUGCUACUUUGCAGAGUUCAACUUGGGCCGAAAUUUCACAUUAAGCUUGUGUUGCUCACAUGAAGAUAUUGUGGAACGUACCUUAUUAAAGUUGAAGUCUUAUUUAAACACUGGGAGAGUCCUAAUUGAAAAGAAAUACAAAGCCUAAACAGUUUUCUAUCUCCAAAAAAUUUCUUACUCUAUAAAGAUUCACUUUCCUAAACG
This is a messenger RNA of Jatropha curcas, 1188 nucleotides long. The record is from RefSeq and is a predicted model, not a curated record. NCBI's taxonomy places the organism in Eukaryota, Viridiplantae, Streptophyta, Magnoliopsida, Malpighiales, Euphorbiaceae.